AGCAGUCUUAUUUCCUAUUUUUCCUUAUUUUCUGCUGUACAGAUCAGUGCUACCUGUGUUAUAAAUAGAGCUGCAUUUAUAUAUUGUGCUUAGAAUGCUUCUUCUCAGAUCAAAAACUUCAGAUAAACCUCACUGGCUAAAACACAAAUGUACCGAAGCCUAGAUUUCAGUUCAUCUCAACUGCCGGAUAAUACAAAUCCAUUUUCUAAGAGUUACCCAAUUUCAACUGCAACGUAUAACCAAACAAGACAAAUAGUCAACACUUCUUUGUGGCAGGAAUAAUUCAAAUAAAGAUGUGAGGGAAGUCUCAUUCUUAAAGAUUACCAGCUUAAAAAAACAUAAUGUAAGUAAAGUGUUUUGUGUUCCUGAAAUGCCCUGUGUCUAUGGUGAUCAGGUACAGAAAAGUUAUUUCAAGUUCAAAUAUAACUUAGCGAUUGCCACAUGGUGCAGGAUCUUUCCACCCCUGCACUCCAAAAACCCAAUCAGACAAGUGGCCGUAAUCUGACUCCCACUGCGCUGGGAACUUCAGGGCAGGCAAUGAGAGCUGCACUCUGGCUGGGGAAGGCAUGAGUGAUAGACCCGCAGCAAGGCGGUGGGGUAAGUGUGGACCUUUGUGUAGAAGAGACAACAUCAUGGUGGCUUUCAAAGGGGUCUGGACUCAAGCUUUCUGGAAAGCAGUCACCGCGGAAUUCUUGGCCAUGCUUAUUUUUGUCCUCCUCAGCCUGGGAUCCACCAUCAACUGGGGAGGGACGGAAAAGCCUUUACCUGUCGACAUGGUUCUCAUCUCCCUUUGCUUUGGCCUCAGCAUCGCAACCAUGGUGCAGUGCUUCGGCCACAUCAGCGGCGGCCACAUCAACCCUGCGGUGACGGUGGCCAUGCUGUGCACCAGGAAGAUCAGCAUCGCCAAGUCUGUCUUCUACAUCGCAGCCCAGUGCCUGGGGGCCAUCAUUGGCGCAGGAAUUCUCUACCUGGUCACGCCUCCCAGUGUGGUGGGAGGCUUGGGAGUCACCUCGGUUCACGGAAAUCUUACCGCUGGUCACGGUCUCCUGGUGGAGUUGAUAAUCACAUUUCAGCUAGUGUUUACUAUUUUUGCCAGCUGUGAUUCCAAACGGACUGAUGUCACUGGUUCAAUAGCUCUAGCAAUUGGAUUUUCUGUUGCAAUUGGACAUUUAUUUGCAAUCAAUUAUACUGGUGCCAGCAUGAAUCCUGCCCGAUCCUUUGGACCAGCAGUUAUCAUGGGAAAUUGGGAAAACCACUGGAUAUAUUGGGUUGGACCAAUCAUAGGAGCUGUCCUCGCUGGUGGCCUCUACGAGUAUGUCUUCUGUCCAGAUGUCGAACUCAAACGUCGUUUCAAAGAAGCCUUCAGCAAAGCUGCCCAGCAAACAAAAGGGAGCUACAUGGAGGUGGAGGACAACAGGAGUCAGGUAGAGACGGAAGACUUGAUUCUAAAACCUGGAGUGGUGCACGUAAUUGACAUUGACCGGGCAGAGGAGAAGAAGGGGAAAGACCAGUCGGGAGAGGUGUUGUCCUCCGUAUGACUAGGAGACAGCACUGAAAGCAGACGAGACCCCUUAGAACUGUCCUCAGAUUUCCUUCCACCCAUUAAGGAAACAGAUUUAUUAUAAAUUAGACAUGUGCAGGUUUGUUAUUUCAUGUCAUAUUACUCAGUCUAAACAGUAAACAUUUCGUUAUUUACCAAGGAGGAAAGGAAAAAACUUACUGUGAAUUUCAAACCU
Molecule: messenger RNA, 1736 nt
Organism: Microcebus murinus (gray mouse lemur)
Lineage: Eukaryota; Metazoa; Chordata; Mammalia; Primates; Cheirogaleidae
Gene: AQP4
Product: aquaporin 4
Biological process (GO): transmembrane transport; water transport
Cellular component (GO): basolateral plasma membrane; plasma membrane
Molecular function (GO): water channel activity
Source: RefSeq, a predicted model, not a curated record